This is a messenger RNA of Schistosoma turkestanicum, 1586 nucleotides long. The record is from the annotation of a GenBank genome assembly. Lineage: Eukaryota; Metazoa; Platyhelminthes; Trematoda; Strigeidida; Schistosomatidae.
UAAAUCGAUCAGCAUUACAAAAAUGUUGAUGACCGAUACUUUUAGUGCAGCUCAUGAUAACUUGAUUAAAAAUCAUGGGACACCAGGAUUAUGGUUUACUCAUAGAGCGGAUUAUUGUGAAACACCACCGAAACCACGUGUACGACUUGAUGCUAUCGGGAUAGCUAAUCGUAAUAGAAAACAUCUGACAACAGCGGAAAUAAGUGGAUUCGUAAAUGAUUAUUCAAAUACUGAUGAAAUAAACAUAGAAAAGAAACCACAGCUACGUUUAAGAACAUCAGAAGCAUAUGGUAUAGCACAAAAGUCAAAAUCAGAAAGUGAUAAAUGGUGUGAUUUUGCUGAGAAUUUACAUUAUCAACCUAUGUUAAGACCACCUAGAAUAGGAACAGGAGAACUUGCCAAAACUAUUUUAAAGAAUAUGACACAAGAAUCUGAUUGGUUUAAACAUAAACCAUUUAAUAAAUUACACAUUGAUUUAACUUCUGAUAAAAAGCCGACAUCCAGUUACAGUCGGCGUAACGAAAUGAACAAUUGGUUUGCACAUCCACAAACUAGAGAAUCUUCAACUCAUUUUACAACUAAUCAACCAAGAGUAAAGUAUGAAGGUAUAGAGUAUGCAAUAAGAAAUCGUGGUUUGGAUGAUUUGCUUACCAUGAAAAUGUCACCUAACGAACUUCAUACCUCAUUUGCUUAUGGAUGUCCAACUAAGGAAGCUCAAACCAAUGCACAGUGGUCGAAGACAGGGACAGAUAUGGCAUUAUGUUUGGGCAAGAAGUUACAACAGGCAGAUAUUAAUGACCAUUCAUAUUUAUCGAUUCGACCACAGUCUGCAGGUGUCCGAGGAUCUGAUGCUGAACAGUGGAGACUAAUUGGUCGCAGUGGACACAUCAAUAGUUCCAUGUCUCUUGACAAUAAAGAAGACUCUUCAAACAUUGUGCAUCAUCGUGUUCGACCAGACGGUGAAAGUAUUUUGGAGAAAUCAGUUUCUGGUUCUCAAGUUAUUGAUUGCUUAAAUAUGCAGAAUAAUAAUAAAGAAGACAGUAUUACUGCUUAUCCUGGUAACCGUCUCAGAACUGAAGAAGCUAUUGAAGCUAUGAAACGAAAUCAAGGCCAAAUGUCUGAUCUUCUCGGUAGUAAAGCAAGUUCAGUAACAAAGCAUUAUGGAAGAAAAUUCCAAGUUCGUGGUAUAAGAGGAUCAGAAGCAUAUGAAGCUGCAUUGAAUAAUAAAGGUUCUGCUAUGAAAGAAUUGAUUACACAUGAUCGUCUACCUCCUAGUCCUAUUGGAUGCGGAUGUGCUCAUAUUAGUCAAGAAGCUCAGAAAACUGCUAAUCUAAGCCGUAAUGGUAUGAUUUCUGGUUUACUCGGUGGUUCUUCAACAUCAAAUAUACCACUUGUUGGAGUUGAAGCACCCCGACAAAGACAUGUGCAAUAUGAAGCUAUUGAAUAUGCGAAUCGUGAUCAAGGCCAAGAAAUGCGAAGUAUUUUAACACAAAAUUGGGAAUAAAAAAUAUUAGUUAACUUUACAAUUUUUUUUUUACGAGGAGAAACAAAUAUUAUGUAACCAGCUAUACUUGUAAUAAACGUAU